Molecule: messenger RNA, 8723 nt
Organism: Galeopterus variegatus (Sunda flying lemur)
Lineage: Eukaryota; Metazoa; Chordata; Mammalia; Dermoptera; Cynocephalidae
Gene: TULP4
Product: tubby like protein 4
Exons: 14
Coding region: 1947-6590 (1547 amino acids)
Molecular function (GO): protein binding
Source: RefSeq, a predicted model, not a curated record
CCAGGGCCUUCAAGCUGUGAUUAAUCUGAUGGUUCCUGAAAUGACUGGGAAACAGAUACUUCGCAUGCCAGUUGAAGAGUGUGUGUCCAUGUAUAUUUAAAACAUUCUUUCUAUACAUACACAUUUACAUGAGAAGACAGGCUCAUUCUUGUGCAUACUUGAGAGUUUUACAACUGAUGAAAAUUAAUUUCAGCAUCAUAUGGAGCAACUUGACACCACGGGGUUCAGAAGCCUGGGGAGAAAAAUCCAUCACUAAUGGCCAGUUUUCUAUACGGUCUUCACGGGUAAAGAAAGUUUGCAAAAAGAAGAAAAAAAAUUUGCACAGGUUAAGCCUCAAAAAUACCUCUGCAGUUGAAAGAAGGAACUAAGUGAGAAGGUGACUGAAGGAAAAGUGUGAUUUCAAACACUGCAGGUGGGAUCACCCAGUGCUUUUUGCACUUUAUUUUUCAAUGGGUUUGGUGAUUUGAACAGACUUUGAAGUUUGGGACUGAGAAGUAACUUACUGUGGUUAUGGCUAGAGGAAAGCAAGUUCAGGUAUGAUGAGACAAGUUUAAAAACUGAACUGAUUAGUUUGCCUUUUUUAGUUAACUAUAUUUGAGAAAUUUUAAUUUAUUAUUUUCCUUUUCCUUUCCUGCAUCUAUAGGAUAAUAUCCUAAAUAGCAAUUAAAAUCGAUAAUUAGAAAAUAAAUAUCAAGGAAAAUCCAAGCAAAGCUUCCUUUUCCUUGGACUAAAGGUGUGGUGUUUGGAAACGGUCUUUGGAUGUGAACAGGAAAGCACCCAUCAGCAAAACAUUAUAACUCUCCAGGGAAACAGUUUGGGGAGAAUCUGACUCUGGCCUGUGUUUUUGUGUUCCCUGUUGAGUCCUAGAAGACUUGCAUAUGAGAGGAAGAUUACUUGAUGGACUUAAUCCUGAGAUUAGUUUUUUUCAGCAUGAUGGAAAAGUAUGUGAUCUUUAGGAACAGAAAAGGGGAGAAGUAACUAGGGGAGUGAGAAAAGUCAGGCAGAAGAAACAGAAUCCUGCAGUGUGGCUCGUUUUUGUCAACAAGAGGAUUUAGAAUUCACCCAGGGCAAAUACUUGGACCACGUUAAGAACUGUAGAACAUUCUGCCUUUGCCCAGUGAAAGGGCUUUCUUUCCAGCCUCUAUGGCACUGAGGGGUAACCUGUCCAGUGGAGGAGUAGUCCAAUGGAGCCUCAUGCUCCCUGGGGACACAGGGCCAAGCUUUGAGGUGGGAAAUUUCUGGUUCUGAACAACAGGAAAAGAGUCCUUUUCUCUUCCUAAAAUUUGGACUGCUGUCUGCACAAACUUUGAUCUGUUUUGCACAGUUUGUGUGCCUUUUUUUCCCUUUAUGCAAUCUUUUUCAGCUUUAGCAGCAGAAAUUUGUCUAUUCCAGAAAACAUGCCAGAGGGUGGCUUCAGAAGGAAGAUGAUCCUGUGUGUUCUGUCUCUGCAUCCAAACUUUUGAAGAGAAAAUUCCAGCUAGAGAGAUUCUUAAAGCCUUAAGUUACUUGAAAUCUAUGUAUUUGCAACCCUUUGUCUCUGGAAAUCAUAUUACACAAAACUGGAAUCUCAGGCUGAAAGAGAAUAAACAAGUAAAAAGAAGAAAACUCUUGUUUCUUGAUCACCACUUGUUAACGAUGCUCUUUCUCCAAAGGAUCAGCACGUUCUUCCUCUAAGGACUUGAAAAUAAAAAUGGACCCCAUGUUUUUUUAAGCAUUACCUUUUCUUAGCAGAUUGCCAUCAUCUUUUAUAGAGAAUUUUUUUCACUAUGCAUUUGGUGGAUCUUUAUAAAAUACUGACUUAAUUAGAUCCAGGUCAGUCUUAAUUAAAGGGGGAAAAAAGUAACCCAAGACAACCACAAAAAUAAAUAAACCAACGAAUGAAAUUGGUUUAAAAUUUGCAACAUUAAGUAUUACUUUUUAAGCAAAACAGUUCACUGAAAAAAAGUAUGUAUGCAGCGGUAGAACAUGGGCCUGUGCUUUGCAGUGACUCCAACAUCCUCUGCUUGUCCUGGAAGGGGCGUGUCCCCAAGAGUGAGAAGGAGAAGCCUGUGUGCAGGAGGCGCUACUACGAGGAAGGCUGGCUGGCCACGGGCAAUGGCCGCGGUGUGGUUGGGGUAACCUUCACUUCCAGCCACUGCCGCAGGGACAGAAGUACUCCUCAGAGGAUAAACUUCAACCUGCGGGGCCACAAUAGUGAGGUUGUGCUGGUGAGGUGGAAUGAGCCAUACCAGAAACUGGCCACGUGUGAUGCAGAUGGAGGCAUAUUUGUGUGGAUUCAGUACGAAGGCAGGUGGUCUGUGGAACUGGUCAACGACCGAGGGGCUCAGGUGAGUGAUUUCACGUGGAGCCAUGAUGGGACUCAAGCACUUAUUUCAUAUCGAGAUGGGUUUGUCCUGGUCGGUUCUGUCAGUGGACAAAGACACUGGUCAUCUGAGAUCAACUUGGAAAGUCAGAUCACAUGUGGCAUAUGGACUCCUGAUGACCAACAGGUGCUGUUCGGCACGGCCGACGGGCAGGUGAUUGUCAUGGACUGCCAUGGCAGGAUGCUGGCCCACGUCCUCCUUCACGAGUCAGACGGCGUCCUCAGCAUGUCCUGGAACUAUCCCAUCUUCCUGGUGGAGGACAGCAGUGAGAGCGACACGGACUCAGAUGACUACUCCCCUCCCCAAGAUGGUCCAGCAGCGUAUCCCAUCCCAGUGCAGAACAUCAAGCCUCUGCUCACCGUCAGCUUCACCUCGGGAGACAUCAGCCUAAUGAACAACUACGAUGACCUGUCUCCUACUGUCAUCCACUCAGGGCUGAAAGAGGUGGUGGCCCAGUGGUGCACACAGGGGGACUUGCUGGCAGUUGCUGGAAUGGAACGACAGACCCAGCUUGGUGAGCUUCCCAACGGUCCCCUUCUGAAGAAUGCCAUGGUCAAAUUCUACAACGUCCGUGGGGAACACAUCUUCACACUGGACACACUUGUGCAGCGCCCCAUCAUCUCCAUCUGCUGGGGCCACCGGGACUCUCGGCUGCUGAUGGCAUCAGGACCGGCCCUGUAUGUGGUGCGUGUGGAGCACCGGGUGUCCAGCCUGCAGCUGCUGUGCCAGCAGGCCAUUGCCAGCACCCUGCGAGAAGACAAGGACGUCAGCAAGCUGACCUUGCCCCCCCGUCUUUGCUCCUACCUCUCCACCGCUUUCAUCCCCACCAUCAAGCCCCCAAUUCCAGACCCCAACAACAUGCGGGACUUUGUCAGCUACCCCUCAGCGGGCAAUGAACGGCUGCACUGCACCAUGAAGCGCACGGAGGACGACCCAGAGGUGGGCGGCCCGUGCUACACGCUCUACCUGGAGUACCUGGGCGGGCUUGUGCCUAUCCUCAAGGGACGGCGCAUCAGCAAGCUGCGGCCGGAGUUUGUUAUCAUGGACCCGCGGACAGAUGGCAAAUCAGAUGAAAUCUAUGGGAACAGCUUGAUUUCUACUGUGAUUGACAGCUGCAACUGUUCAGACUCCAGUGACAUCGAACUGAGCGACGACUGGGCUGCCAAGAAAUCUCCCAAAAUCUCCAGAGCUAGCAAAUCACCCAAACUCCCAAGGAUCAGCAUCGAGGCCCGGAAGUCUCCUAAGCUGCCCCGGGCUGCCCAGGAGAUCUCCCGGUCUCCUCGGCUGCCCAUGCGCAAGCCCUCCAUCGGGUCGCCCAGCCUAACACGGAGAGAGUUCCCUUUUGAAGACAUCACUCAGCACAACUAUCUUGCUCAGGUCACGUCUAAUAUCUGGGGAACCAAAUUUAAGAUUGUGGGCUUGGCUGCUUUCCUGCCAACCAACCUCGGUGCAGUAAUCUAUAAAACCAGCCUCCUGCAUCUCCAGCCACGACAGAUGACCAUUUAUCUCCCAGAAGUUCGAAAGAUUUCCAUGGACUAUAUUAAUUUACCUGUCUUCAACCCAAAUGUUUUCAGUGAAGAUGAAGAUGAUUUACCAGUGACGGGAGCAUCUGGUAUCCCUGAGAAUAACCCACCUUGUACAGUGAACAUCCCUAUAGCCCCCAUCCACAGCUCGGCUCAAGCAAUGUCCCCCACACAGAGCAUAGGGCUGGUGCAGUCCCUCCUGGCCAAUCAAAAUGUGCAGCUGGACAUCUUGACCAAUCAAACCACAGCCAUGGGGGCAGCAGAACAUACAGGUGACAGUGCCACCCAGUACCCUGUCUCCAGCCGCUACUCCAACCCUGGACAGGUGAUUUUCGGAGGCGUGGAAAUGGGCCGCAUCAUUCCAAAUCCCCCUCCAUUGUCCCUGCCACCGCCACCACCACCUCUGCCACAGGGGCCCAUGCAGCUGUCCUUGCUGGACCAUGGGGACCGAGAACACGAGCACCUGCAGAAGUCAGCCAAAGCCCUCAGGCCAGUGCCACAGCUGGCAGCUGAGGGGGAUGCUGUGGUCUUUAGCGCCACCCAGGAGGUCCAGGUGACCAAGAUGAACCCUCCACCCCCUUACCCAGGAACCAUCCCUGCAGCCCCCACCACGGCAGCACCGCCGCCCCCUCUGCCACCACCACAGCCCCCAGUGGAUGUGUGCUUGAAGAAGGGUGACUUCUCCCUCUAUUCCACAUCAGCACAUUACCAGACACCCCUGGGCUAUGAGAGAAUCACCACUUUCGACAGCAGCGGCAAUGUGGAGGAGGUGUGCCGGCCCCGGACUCGGAUGCUGUGUUCCCAGAACACCUACACCCUUCCCGGCCCAGGCAGCUCUGCCACCUUGAGGCUUACAGCCACCGAGAAGAAGGUCCCCCAGCCCUGCACCAGUGCCACCCUGAACCGCCUGACCAUCCCUCGCUACUCCAUCCCCACUGGGGACCCACCCCCAUAUCCCGAAAUUGCCAGCCAGCUGGCCCAGGGGCGGGUUGCUGCCCAGAGACCCGAUAGCAGCCUCAUUCACGCCACCCUGCGGAGGAACAACCGCGAGGCCGUGCUCAAGAUGGCCCAGCUUGCCGACAGCCCACGAGCCCUCCUGCAGCCACUGGCCAAGCCCAAGGGCGGGCCUGGGGGGGCGGCUGCAGCGCAGCUCCCUGCGCGGCCACCGCCUGCUCUGUAUACCUGCAGCCAGUGCAGCAGCGCGGGGCCUGGCUCGCAGCCCAGUGCCCUGGCCCAUGCAGUCAGCACCUCCCCGCUAGCCUCCCAGUCCUCCUAUAGCCUCCUGAGCCCGCCCGACAGUGCCCGUGACCAUGUCGACUACGUCAACUCAGCUUUCACAGAGGAUGAGACCCUGUCCCAGCACUGUCAGCUCGAGAAGCCCCUAAGGCACCCCCUGCUGCCCGAAGCUGCUGUUGCCGUGAAACGGCCACCCCCUUACCAAUGGGACCCUGUGCUGGGUGAGGAUGUGUGGGUUCCUCAGGAAAGGACAGCACAGACUGCAGUGCCCAACACCUUAAAAUUGUCCCCUCUGAUGCUAGGUCAGGGCCAGCACCUGGACGUGUCCCGAGUGCCCUUCGUCUCCCCCAAGUCUCCCACCAGCCCUACUGCCACUUUCCAAGCAGGCUAUGGGAUGGGAGUGGCCUAUCCAGGAAGCUAUAGCAACCCCCCUUUGCCUGGAGUGCAGGCUCCCUGUUCCCCCAAAGAUGUCCUGUCCCCAGCGCAGUUUGCACAACAAGAGUCCGCUGUGGUCCUUCAGCCCACCUACCCACCCAGCCUUUCCUACUGCACCCUGCCCCCCAUGUACCCAGGAAGCAGCACAUGCUCUAGUUUACAGCUGCCACCUGUCGCCUUGCACCCAUGGAGUCCCUAUGGCACCUGCCCACCCAUGCAGAGCCCCCAGGGCACUCUCCCCCCUAAGCCACAUUUGGUGGUGGAGAAGCCCCUUGUGUCCCCACCACCUGCUGACCUCCAAAGCCACAUGGGCACAGAGGUGAUGGCAGAAACCACAGACAACUUCCAAGAAGUGCUCUCCUUGACAGAGAGCCCGGUCCCCCAACGGACAGAAAAGUUUGGAAAGAAGAACCGGAAGCGCCUGGACAGCAGAGCAGAGGAAGGAAGUGUUCAGGCCAUCACCGAGGGCAGAGUGAAGAAGGAGGCUAGGACUCUGAGUGACUUUAAUUCCCUCAUCUCCAGCCCCCGCCUGGGGAGAGAGAAGAAGAAAGCGAAGAGUCAGAAAGAGCAACUGAAGUCAAAGAAGCUGAGUAAGACGAGUGAAUUCCAGGACAGCUCGGACAGUGAGCCCGAACUGUUCAUCAGUGGGGACGAGCUCAUGAACCAGAGCCAGGGCGGCAAGAAGGGGUGGAAGAGCAAGCGGAACCCGCGCGCGGCCAGCGAGCUGGAGGAGUUCAAGUGCCGGAAGGCCAGCGAGAAGGAGGACGGGCGGCUGGGCAGCCAGGGCUUCGUGUACGUGAUGGCCAAUAAGCAGCCCUUGUGGAACGAGGCCACCCAGGUGUACCAGCUGGACUUCGGAGGGCGGGUGACCCAGGAGUCGGCCAAGAACUUCCAGAUCGAGUUGGAGGGGCGGCAGGUGAUGCAGUUUGGACGAAUUGAUGGCAACGCAUACAUUCUGGACUUCCAGUACCCCUUCUCAGCCGUGCAGGCCUUUGCAGUGGCCCUGGCCAACGUGACUCAGCGCCUCAAGUGAGGAGACAGUGCGGGGAGAAGAGAGAUGCAAACGAGCCUCUCGAAGAGGUCUGAUUGGAGAUGCUAGAGGAGCUGGCGCAGGCAGGGUGCCUGGAGGACCAGAAGACAACCGUGAAACUGGAACAGCCUGUCAGGCCAGGAGAGGGCACUGGCCCCUAGUCGUUGUCGUUUAUUUGGGCUUUAUUCUUUACUGUCUGUCUUUUCUUCUUUCAGUAGAGUGGCAUUUGGAGGCAAAGGGUGCGAGGCACCAGGUGUUCUUUCAGGAAAUAUAGCUUGGGUGUGGUAAUGUUCUACAGGGUUCACUUAUGUCAGUGGCCGGGACCAGGGCCCUUCAGAGUGAGGGUGGACUGCCUCAGAGCCUGCUGUUCUUGUAGACCUACAGAAUAUGCACUAUAUUCAUUCUCCACGACAUCAGCCUUUAUUACUCCUCCAACAUCACCUCUAGGAUGAAAACAAAAACCCUUUUUAAAAAACACAACCAAAAAUCCUGUUCUUUCAGACAGUGGGGUAGCAUUUAAUUCACACACAUCAUUGUUAUUCCUCACAAGGUGACUUGAUUAAUGAAGGGUAUUUGAGCAAAUGCACCAUGUUUGACUAAUAAAAGUAGGCUUUUUUACAGGGGUGCUAUCUCCAGGCAUAAAUGUGAUUUGCUCAUCAUGCUGUCAGGGAAGGGAUGCUGGGUGAGGAAUGAGCUGUGCAUGUAGACAGGUUCUCAGCGCUCUGCAUAACCUGAUGGCUCAGCGGUGUGACCUGUAACAGUACAAGGGCUACAUGCCUCUUCUGAGGAUGUUCAUUUCAAAAGACUCCCCUGCUUCAUCAUAUGUCAGAGUUCCAUAGGAUCAGUGAUGAUCAUUCAGUGUAAGUGGCUUCAGGAGAAGGUAAGGGACAAGAAGGGAAAGACCCCAGGCUGUGGCAGAGGCAAUGGUUUUCUCAGAUAGUGUGGCAGAGAGUACUAGAGCCCCACUUGUUGAGAACAGCCUCUAUUCUUUCUGCCCCUUUUAUUUUUUAAUCUGGAACACGUUACUGUAAACAUGAUCUUAUCCAUUAGAUAUUACUGUUCUAUGCUUUCUCUUUCUAAAAGUGUGGACUAGACUUUAUUUGAAACCAACUGCUUUCCUUCUCUUGGCUAUGUUAAAAUUGAUUUAACUAGAAAUGUUUUCUGUCAUAUUGGAAAUGUAACCAAAAAAAUUGUAAGCAUUCGCCAAGGUAUUGAAAGAUAGGAGCAUGGUCAAAUCUAUGACAAAAGUUCCACAAUCUUCUCUAAGAAAAGAAAAUUGUUUAUGAACUGUACAGGCUGUUUACUGAGGAGAUAAACCACUGGGAAAACAUUGUUAAAAGUAUAGCACUUAGGGUAGUUGGUUGAACACACUUUGCUAAUUGCAAAAUAUCUUUCCCACCUUCCCCUCCUCACGAGAACACCUUCGGCAAUAUUUGAGCCCUGAUGACAAGACCCAGUUAAGUCUUUUCAGUUAUUCAUACCUGUGACGAUGUUUAGAGCAGGAACACGAGAACUAUCUUCUGGCAUUGGGCACUAAAUUUGGAUUUUAUUUGGAAACAGAGAAGUAGAAGAUGCUAUAGAAAGGCAUUUUCAGAUUAAAAAGUUUUUUAAAUCCUCUGUUUUGGUUUAAAAAUUAAAGAAACAUUACUUCCCCUGAGUGAGAUGACAUCACUCACUAUUCUCUCCAAACCCCUAAGAAAUACUGGUGAGGUUUUUCAAUAUGGUGGAGGACAUCUCCCAGCUAAUACCAUAGUUUCCCAUUUUAUAUUUUAAACUAUUGGACCUGAUUCUUUGUUGGGUAAGUUCUUCCAUAAGGAAUUUAGCAAUGUAUUCAGAGUAAUCUUAUUCUUUUAUAUAAGUUUCUUUAGCUUGAUGUGGUGUUUUAAUGCUUAUUAGUUGUGCAAUAAUGGUUAUAGCCUAUUUCUAAAAUAAUUUAAAUGCAAUCCCCCUGUUUUAUUGUUCAAGAGAUAAUUAUUUAUCUUGCUUUUCAUAGUGUUCUUAGGAAUUGUUUUGUUAUUAUGUAUUGGUGAGUUAUGUCCAUUUUAUUAUUUAUUUAGAAAAAUAGUAUCUUUGUAACAACUUACUUGGUAGCAGUAUAUUUUGCUGCAAGAAAUAAAGAGGAUAUGAUAGAGGUUU